Diospyros lotus (date-plum) is the source of this 1659-nucleotide messenger RNA. Its product is annotated as dol-P-Man:Man(5)GlcNAc(2)-PP-Dol alpha-1,3-mannosyltransferase. The record is from RefSeq and is a predicted model, not a curated record. The transcript is spliced from 13 exons. Lineage: Eukaryota; Viridiplantae; Streptophyta; Magnoliopsida; Ericales; Ebenaceae. Gene Ontology annotation, cellular component: endoplasmic reticulum. Gene Ontology annotation, molecular function: dol-P-Man:Man(5)GlcNAc(2)-PP-Dol alpha-1,3-mannosyltransferase activity. Bases 136 to 1467 code for a protein of 443 amino acids.
UUGAGCUAAACGACGGUGUUUUGGACAGAGGAGGGUUGGAAGUGGGGGGACGAUAAUUCCAACUUUCCACCCGCGCUGAACAGCUUCCGAACUGUCGAGACCCGAUCUGUAACUACUGUUCUCGACGGAGUAGACAUGGCGCGGCAGCCCCCCGCUUCCGGGGAGAAAUCCAUUCACAGAAGAUCACCGGUCUCCGCUCACAAACUCUUCAAAAACCCAAAACUGGGCUUCGCUUUCGCAUUGCUCUUUAUGGACGCCCUCCUCGUCGCCCUAAUCAUCGCCUAUGUACCCUAUACGAAGAUUGAUUGGGACGCUUAUAUGUCACAGGUUCGUGGGUUUCUUGAAGGGGUUAGGAAUUACAGUAAUUUGGCAGGCGACACUGGCCCUCUGGUGUACCCAGCUGGCUUUCUCUAUAUUUACUCUGCCAUACGGUUUCUUACUGGAGGGCAGGUUUACCCCGCUCAGAUUCUGUUUGCCAUUCUAUACUUGCUAAACCUCGGAAUUGUGCUGUUCAUCUAUGUGAGGACUGAUGUGCUUCCAUGGUGGGCCCUUUCGCUGCUUUGUCUAUCAAAAAGAGUGCAUUCCAUCUUUGUGCUUCGUCUUUUCAAUGAUUGUGUUGCCAUGGCCCUCUUCCAUGCUGCACUGGCCUUACUUCUUUACCAAAAGUGGCAUCUCGGUCUGAUUAUUUUCAGUGGAGCUGUCUCAGUAAAAAUGAAUGUGCUUCUUUAUGCUCCACCCUUGCUCCUACUUAUGUUAAAGGCCAUGGAUAUAACUGGGGUGUUUUCAGCUUUGGCUGGUGCAGCAAUCGUGCAGAUUCUGUUGGGGCUUCCAUUUAUGUUAGCAAAUCCUUCUGCAUACAUAUCAAGAGCCUUCAAUCUUGGACGGGUGUUCAUCCACUUUUGGUCUGUCAACUUCAAAUUUGUUCCUGAACCAGUUUUUGUAUCAAAGGAGUUUGCUAUAUCUCUGCUAAUUACUCACCUGAUACUACUUGCAGUGUUCGCUCACUAUAGAUGGUGCAAGCAUGAAGAUGGGCUUUUGAGCUUCUUACAUUCUAAGUAUGUUGCUAUGAAGCUCAGACUUGCCGUUUUAAGUUCCUUCCCUGUUCAGCAUGUUCAUAAUCAUGCCUCCAACAUGAAGCUUCUAAAUGAAGAGCAUAUUGUUACUACUAUGUUUGUUGGGAACUUCAUUGGAAUUUUAUGUGCCAGAUCACUGCAUUAUCAGUUCUAUUCAUGGUAUUUCUACAGUCUGCCAUACCUACUAUGGAAAACAUCUUUCCCCACCUUACUACGCUUAAUGUUGUUUAUAAUGGUGGAAUGUUGCUGGAACAUCUAUCCCUCGAACACUUAUUCAUCCUUGCUGCUGCUUUUGGUUCACUUAAUUAUACUAUGGGGCCUCUGGUCUGCACCGCCCGAAUAUCCUUGUGUCCGAGGCGAACAACCAGUCGGCACUAAAAGCAAGAGAAGAUGAUGUCUGUCUGUCCAUUCCAUGCUCUCUUCUUGAUUUUCUGUCUGAAAGUUUACUUUAUACGUCAUCUUUUGCUUCAGUUUAGUUUAUUCUUCUCCCCUUUUGGGAUAACAAUUAGGGCCGGCCAAUUUGUUAAGAGGGCUGGCUGUGCUUUGCUGAAAUCUUGUAUUAAAGUGUACUCAUCAUUUCCUUCUA